CUGAAAGUUAUGUGUGACGUAAUUCUCGCGCCAAAUGUAGUUGACUACCAGACUACUAGACGCAGAUAAGGGUGCCAUGGAUCUGGGUGAUUUUGAGGCUGACAACACGGUGAGCUGCCGGCUGGCCUCGGCUAUCCCUGACGCCUGCAGGACUGAGGACUGCUGCCUGGGCAUCGAUGAGGCCGGACGAGGACCUGUGCUAGGUCCCAUGGUGUAUGGGAUAUGCUUCUGUCCAGUCUCCAAGAAAGAAGACCUGAAGAAUCUCAAAGUAGCAGACUCCAAGACCCUUACUGAAGAGCAGAGGGAGGGGCUGUUUGUGAAGCUGGACGAGGCCAAGAGCUUCAUAGGCUGGGCACUACAGAUCCUGUCACCCAAUACCAUCUCAACCAGCAUGCUGCAGAGGUCUAAGUAUAAUCUGAAUGCCUUGUCUCAUGAUGCUGCCAUCGGGCUGGUCCAGUACGCUCUCGACUCUGGAGUACAGCUCAAAGAGGUGUUUGUGGACACGGUGGGUCCGGCUGAGAAGUAUCAGGAGAAGCUCUCCCAGCGCUUCCCAGGAAUAGAGGUCACCGUCAGGCCUAAAGCUGACUCCCUAUUCCCCGUCGUCAGUGCAGCCAGUAUCUGUGCUAAGGUGGCUAGAGACCAUGCGGUGAAGGGUUGGAAGUUUCUGGAAGAUCUGGGCCAAGUGGACACAGAAUAUGGCUCGGGAUACCCCAACGAUCCUAAGACUAAGAGUUGGUUGUUAAAGUAUCUGGAUCCGGUGUUUGGCUACCCCCAGUUCGUCCGCUUCAGCUGGAGUACAGCACAGAGCCUUCUGGACAGCAACGCAGUAACCGUACACUGGGAUGACGAUGAGGAGGAUGGUGAGAAGGCAGCAGGUCGUCAUGGGAACUCCUCCAUGCUCUCCUACUUCAACAAGAACACACACACCAACGGAGACCACGCCCCCACCCGGGACACACACAGAUACUUUACCGAGCGCAGACUACAGAACAUCAGCUCUCUAUAAACACACACACACACACACACACACACACACACACACACACACACACACACACACACACACACACACACACACACACACACAACGAUACUUAACCAAGCGCAGACUGCAGAGUGCCAGCGCUUUAUAAACACACUCGCACACCCUUAGGGAUGUAACAGAGGAGGUCUUGUUAUGUCUUCAGCGUUUUUAUUUUUUUUCGGUGUUUCUCCUUUUUUAAUAAAAUAUUGUAAUAAAGA
Molecule: messenger RNA, 1242 nt
Organism: Engraulis encrasicolus (European anchovy)
Lineage: Eukaryota; Metazoa; Chordata; Actinopteri; Clupeiformes; Engraulidae
Gene: rnaseh2a
Product: ribonuclease H2, subunit A
Exons: 9
Coding region: 77-1006 (309 amino acids)
Biological process (GO): DNA replication, removal of RNA primer; mismatch repair
Cellular component (GO): ribonuclease H2 complex
Molecular function (GO): RNA-DNA hybrid ribonuclease activity; RNA binding
Source: RefSeq, a predicted model, not a curated record